This is a messenger RNA of Adineta ricciae, 1446 nucleotides long. Lineage: Eukaryota; Metazoa; Rotifera; Eurotatoria; Adinetida; Adinetidae. The record is from the annotation of a GenBank genome assembly.
AUGAGCAAACCAACAUCUUCAAAUUUCCUAGCCAAAUCAGUAUCACAACAACAAACAGAUGAAGUGGAAAUCUCGACAAAUAAUCUACCACAUUUCGACUUUGUCGUUCCAGCGUACAGCAAGAAUCGACGGUUAUCAUCAAUCACUUCGACUGUUUUGCCUGAGACACUCAUGAAUACGAUUUCAGCAAACGUUAGUUUCUCCAGCGCUGAACAAAAUCCGUCAUCACCAGAAACUGAAAACAGUAGAAAGAAAGAGGAUGAAAAUCGAUACUCAUUGGAACAAAUGAUCUCCUAUCGUCAUGGGCAACAUGUUGAGGAUAAGGCGUUAUCUCGUCCAGUUCGGCGAUUCUACGCGAGGCAGGAUGAAAUGAUUGAUCAGUUAUCAACAAUUCAUGAACGACACACAUCUGGUUCGUCGCACGAUGAACGCGCGGAAAAACACAAACGAUGGACGAUCAUAUUGAUCAAAACUACACUGAUUUCUAACAUCAUUCUGGUUUUAGGAAAGAUCUUUUCUGCGAUUAUAUCCAAAUCUCUUUCAAUUGCUUCGUCUGCUAUUGAUAGUGCUAUUGACUUAAUGUUAAACUUUGCUAUUUGGUGGGCAAAUAGAGCUAUCAGACAACGAAAUCCAUAUCUCUAUCCACAAGGACGAACACGACUUGAACCGAUUAUUAUCAUUAUACUAAGUGUGGUUAUGUGUGCAGCUAGUUUUCAAGUGAUUUUUGAAGGUGUUCGUUCCGUUAUUGAAGAUGUCAACUAUUUUCGGAAUGUUAGCGGUUAUGCUUAUGAAAAACCACCCGUCGAUAUCAAUCCUGCUGCUAUUUCAAUUAUGUGUAUCACUAUUGUUAUCAAAAUUGUAUUGGCGGUUUUAUGUUAUCGGAUUUCUACGCCGACGAUGUCCGCUCUGGCUGCUGACCAUCGAAAUGAUGUAGUUGCAACAGUUGUCGCCUUGGUUUUUGGUAUUAUUGGAUCCAAAGCAAUCGAUGGAGAAAUUAAACCGAGAGAACUAUCAGUUAUUGAUCCAGUUGGUGCAAUUGUGAUCAGUUUAUACAUUAUCAUCUGUUGGAUUCCUCAAGUUCGCCUUCAUAUUCGGAAUUUGACUGGUUACACGGCACCUAGUCACUUUCUUCAGCAAUUAACUUGGCUUGCUUUUCAUCAUUCGCCUUUAGUACGUAAAAUUGAUGCUGUCCGCGCCUAUCAUUUCGGUACGCAUUUUUUGGUCGAAGUUGAUGUUCUUCUUCCCAAUGAUUUGCAAUUGAGUGAUGCAGUUCAUGUUGGCAUUGAUCUCGAACAAAAGAUCGAAGCAUUACCCGAAGUAGAACGUGCUUUUGUUCAUCUAAAUUGUGAACAACCAGAUACGAAUACGAACACGAGUACCAUUCCACUCGAGCAAGAACAAUCUGCAGCUGCGGCUAUUAAUCGACGACAACAUAAGGUUGUCUGA